This is a messenger RNA of Solanum pennellii, 1415 nucleotides long. Its product is annotated as AP2-like ethylene-responsive transcription factor At1g16060. Gene Ontology annotation, biological process: regulation of DNA-templated transcription. Lineage: Eukaryota; Viridiplantae; Streptophyta; Magnoliopsida; Solanales; Solanaceae. The record is from RefSeq and is a predicted model, not a curated record. Gene Ontology annotation, molecular function: DNA binding; DNA-binding transcription factor activity. The transcript has 8 exons. Bases 262 to 1380 code for a protein of 372 amino acids.
UAUAUAUAUAUAUACCCAAAAAAAAAUAGAUUACAACAAAUAAAACAGAGAGAGAAGAAGAAAAAAAAAAGUGAAGACAAGCAGAAAGUAGCUAAACACACAAAAGAGGGCCAGCGCCAGGGCCUGCUGUCACUGUUUAUAAACAGAAACGGCAGCACCAUUUCCUCCGCCGGUUAUUCGUAUAUAUUUCUCCAUUUUUAUUGGAGAACAGAAAAAAUUCAAAUUAACAUUAGUAUUGUUUUUCUUCAAAAAUUUAAUUUGAUGGCGAAAACAUCAAAAUCGAAUACAACUUCAACUUCAACUUCAUCAUCAUCUUCUAGCAACAAAUGUGAUAGUAAAGCGAAACGUAGCAACAAAAUUGAUAGCAAUGCUAUUGGUAAAGUGAAACGAACACGAAAGAGCGUUCCUAGAGAUUCUCCUCCUCAACGUAGCUCAAUUUACAGAGGAGUAACUCGGCACCGAUGGACCGGCCGAUAUGAAGCUCAUCUUUGGGAUAAAAAUUGCUGGAAUGAAACACAGAACAAAAAAGGAAGACAAGUUUAUUUGGGAGCCUAUGAUGAUGAAGAAGCAGCUGCACAUGCAUAUGACUUAGCAGCGUUAAAGUAUUGGGGUCAAGACACCAUGCUUAAUUUCCCUAUUAUGACGUAUGAAAAUGAGCUAAAGGAAAUGGAAGGUCAAUCAAAAGAAGAAUAUAUUGGUUCUUUGAGAAGAAAAAGUAGUGGGUUUUCCAGAGGUGUAUCAAAAUAUAGAGGCGUAGCAAGACACCACCACAAUGGAAGAUGGGAGGCUCGAAUUGGAAGGGUAUUUGGCAAUAAAUAUCUCUACCUUGGAACAUAUGCUACUCAAGAGGAAGCAGCAACAGCAUAUGAUAUGGCAGCUAUUGAAUACCGUGGACUUAACGCCGUUACAAAUUUUGACCUUAGCCGUUACAUUAAAUGGCUACGUCCUUCUGACCAAACAAAUAAUGAUAAUACCAUUAUUAUCCCUGAACCAAAUCCUAACCCUAACCCUAACGACAUUCAUCUCAUGCCUAACACCAAAGACAAUACAAAUUUUACCCAACAACAACAAAUCUCCGGCUGCGAUGUACCAGUCGCGGCUCUGCCACAUCCAGGUGGCGGAGCUGCGACUUCAUCAGCAGCACUAGAGCUCUUGCUGCAGUCUACAAAGUUGAAGGAAAUGCUGGAAAGAAGAUCGGAGGUAAUUGAAUGCCCGGAAACUCCACCGGAGCCAGACAGACCACGGAGGAGUUUCCCGGAUGAUAUACAAACCUAUUUUGAUUGCCAAGAAUCAAGUAGCUUCAUUGAGGAGCAUGACAUUAUUUUUGGUGACUUAGAUUCUUUAACAUUGCCAAUGUUUCAGUGUGAGCUUAUUAAUUAAUUAAUUAAUAACUAUAGAGGUGAGAUAUAAAAAAA